CAAAUUGAAAAAAUAUUACCGGAUGACUUUUUCAUUUUUGAUUAUCUGCAUCUGAAUUAACCAACGGAGAAUCAAGACAAUUAUUGUACUGCAUGUAACGUGACGCCGUGCGAGCUUUGCUCGUUCGCGCAUGAGCGCGGACGGUUUCUCGUCGUCGCUCACAGUCGACAUCAGCUGAUGGGAGUUUAUUGGCGCGUUUAGCAGCGAGUCCGAGGGCUCUCUCGAAAUGUUCCUUGCGAGUGGCUCACGUGAAGGUUGUUUGAUCUCAGCGUAAUACUGCGGCCUCCACGCAGCGGCAGCACACCCUGAAUCGCUCCUUAACGAGGAACGGGAUCUCGGAAGCACGGAACGCCUGCAGUUGUACAACGCGCAGCAACGUACAUCACACGUUUGUUUCUCAACCUUGUCGAUCGCGCUCGACGAUUAUUCUUAUUGUCCAACGCACCCGGUACAGUUGCAUUGAUAGAGGACUCUUUGUUGUCGAGACAAUGGCAGACUCCGCGGAAGCGGUCCGUUCCCUUCAGUAGAGACCUCAUCGUCUGCGAUGUGGAGCGACGAGAGUGAAUUAUAAGUACGUCGAGGAAACAUGCGCAGAUGUUGCGGAACACUUUUAGGUGGAUGACAGGCUCGUCAAGGAUGAAUAACGGCAAGAAACCGGAGACGAUCAACAGCAAUCAGAGCACCGUUGCGCAGUCCGAGAGCUCGGAUUCUAUAGAGGUAGAUAACUCGCGCACGGUCUUGCUGAAGAUAGCGACGCUGUAUGCGGAGCGUCUUAUGAACGACAUCUGCCUGGUCGUGGACGGCGUAGAGUACCCGGCGCAUCGACUUAUCCUCUGCGCUUCUAGCGAUGUUUUUCAAGUGAUGCUGAUGAGCCCGCAAUGGAGCGAGUCGCAGGAGAGCAGAGUGACGCUCCAGGAGACGCCGCAGUGCGCGCCUAUCUUCAGCGAGUUCCUGCGCUACUUUUACACCGGCCAGAUACGGAUAAACCACAGCGUCGUCCUGCCGAUACUGUCCCUAGCCGAUAAGUACAACGUGAGGGAUUUGAUAUCGUUGUGCCUUGACUACAUGCGAAAUCACGUCGCCCUGGCUGCCAUACACGGUACCCUGGUAUCGUGGCUGCAGUACACGCUGAACUGCGGCCACGACGACAUCAGCCAGGCGUGCCAAAACUUUAUCAAGUGGAACCUGGAGCUCGUGGCGAAGACCGCGGAUUUCGGCAACUUCGAUCUGGACAUCCUGGUGUCGCUGUUGCACCAGAGCAGCCUGGUCAUCAAGGACGAGAUGACGCUCUACAAGUGCCUCGAAUCCUGGCUGGAUCAUCAGGCGAAUCGGCUGAGGACGCAGCUGUCCCCGGACGAGCUGGAGGCCACCUUGCAUCAGCUGGUGAUAGCGGUGAUGUCGCCCGUCCGGUUCCCGAUGAUGUCGCCGCGGCAGCUGGCGGACCUGCUGCUGUCUCCGUUGACGAAAAAAUACAAGGAGUUCUUUGUGGAACGUAUGUCGAUCGGCAUGUCCUUCCACUCGGGUCAGCUCGACAGAGUGAGGGAGGUGUGCCUGAGUGAGGAGGACGGCGCGCUGCUGUUCGAGCCGAGGCUCUACACCGUCGACACGUGCAGCUCGUUACUGACCAUCGAGAACUUUCAUGGCUUGCCUUCGUAUCACACGCGAACUCUCGUCUUCUCCAGCCACUCCAGUCUAGCGGAAUACGCGGGCGACCGAACGUGCGAAUGGGUGGUGGACAUUUAUCCGAAGGGCGUCUGGUUCAAGAAGUUUUUCCUCAUAGUGUGGCAGGGCACGGUGGAGAUGCCCGAGCACGUGAAGCGGUCGGUGAGGCUGUCGGUGACCUGCAAGGAGCCGCCGGUCGACGGCAACAUGCGCGUGAAGAUCGGGGUGCUGAUCUACGGCUUGCAGGACGGCGUGGAGCACAUCGCGCGCGUUACCGAGAUCAUUUACAGGUUCAACAAGAAGUUCCGUAUCCUCAACAUAGACGAUCUCCUGCCGUUCGAGGAGCUGAAUCCGCAGCAGGGCUCGGUACCGGAGAACGCGCCGGUCUCGCCCUUCCUAGUCGGCCCGAACAAGGAUAUGCUCAAACUGCACAUUGUCAUCUCGCCAGCCAAUUAGCGUUCGCGAGGGACGUCGAUGCGGUGGAUUCGGGAUUAAUUUGACGAACGGUAACGCGCGCGUCAAGAAUACAAUAUUUAUUUAUAUUACACGUUUCUGCGAGAGCCCGAAUUAAGGAUGCUACGAGAGUUUUGCGUUUUCCAGCAUUGUUUAAUGCAACCGACCGUUUCUUUCCUUCUUUUGCGCUCGUCUAGAGAGCACUUUUUCCAGUGACUGCUCGAAAAGCGCUAUAUGAAAUGCUAAAAUUGUUACAGUAAGACGUCAUUUCAACGUGUCAUUGCUCUAUGUGUACACUCCCAGCGCAUUCUUUUCCGAAAUAAGUUGAGCGAGUCGAGAACCAGGCGACUUGUUUGCACGACCAGUCUGAUAUACCAGUGAAGUAUAUUACAUCGACGUGUAACAUAUCAAGUGCAAUAUACUUCAGUGAGUCCACUGAACGGAUCCAAGCUAGCCCCUGCUGCGAGUGCGGUUCCUCGCGCGUAAGCGUAAGCUCCUCCACGAUUCCCACGAUUAUCCUGUCCAACGUGUUUGCGAGAUGCGAGAAUGCGUAAUUGUACAUACCCGAGAGAGCGACGGGAGCGAUUAUUUUACUUGUAAACCGCCUGGUUAAGUGGUGAUACGUCACACAAUUGUGAUACCGUGCAAGAACGCGAGCGCACGUCGCGGACAUAGGUACACGUUAAUGUAGGCUCGUAUACGUUAACUCUGACCCGCGAGCUGAUAUCGCGAGAUUUUUCUAACGAAGUUGUCGCUGACGAUUAAACGGAAGGAGGAUAGGAACGUUUUUUCUAAGAUGUCCCUUACGAAAUUCGCGGAUAUUCUGCAUCUCAGCGGACGGAAAAUGAGAAGAGGGGUCGAAGAAGUCGAGAUUGUCUUCAGUCAGUUUUAAGUACACCCGCAGCUUACUUCGACCUCUGAGGUGCAAAAUCCGUGGACUUUUGUGAUCCUUUUCGUUGCGUGUUUAAUUUUCUUACUACUUUUUGUACUACGAUGAAAGCGAUGAGAGAUUCGCGAUUGAUUGAUUGAUUGAUUGAUUGAUUGUCGGAGUGUUGCGAUUGAUCCUCAUUACUACCGAUAUUAUACGCAUAUAUAUACGUGUUCCUAAGUUGACGGUUGAUUCUUAACUUAUCAAUUAACAUUGUAGCGACGCGAUAAUCCGAGAUUAAAUAAAAUGUAUAAUCUUUAUUCUC
Messenger RNA from Ooceraea biroi (clonal raider ant), 3308 nucleotides. It is a transcript of the gene Tango10, whose product is annotated as transport and golgi organization 10. Lineage: Eukaryota; Metazoa; Arthropoda; Insecta; Hymenoptera; Formicidae. The record is from RefSeq and is a predicted model, not a curated record. Gene Ontology annotation, molecular function: protein binding.